AUGAGACCGAAACGAACAAAACAAUAUAAACGUCUUAUGGCGUUAUAUUCAAAUUCGUUUGGUUUUAGAGAACCUUAUCAAAUUUUAGUGGACUGGAAUUUUAUGCAAACCGCUACACGCUACAAAAUGGAUAUAUGCAAACAACUUUGUAUGGUGUUACUUGGAAAUACAAAGCAAAUGUAUACUUCCUGUACUCUAGCAGAAGUAAAAAAGCAAGGCAAGGAAGGCCUAGAGACAGAACUUGCCUUAAAACAAUUUGAAAGACGAAGAUGUCCACAUAGAAAGCCGGUUUCCAGUGCAGAAUGUUUGGCUUCAAUCAUAGGGAAUGAUAACCCUCAUAAUUAUUGUGUGGCAACGCAGAAUGAAACGCUCCGUCAACAAUUUCGCGUUAUUGCUGGCGUUCCUCUGCUAUAUAUUAAUAGAACAGUAUUAAUUGUUGAGCCACCGUCGGGUGUUACAUUGGAAAAAGCCAGAAAUAAAGAGAUUGCAAAAACUCAUGCACCAGUUGAAGAAUUAAGUUUUUUGAAAAACGCAAAUUCUGAUACACAAAAAAAGGAUGAUGAAUCUCCGAAACCAAAAAAGAUUCGUAAAGGACCUAAACAACCUAAUUCCUUGAGCUGUAAAAAGAAAAAGAAAAAACCUUUGCCACCAUCCUCCAAAACACAAAUUAAUAAAAAGGAAUCAUGUAGUGAUGAUUUCGUAGAAUAUAAGGAGUUGGCUGAUAAAAAACGAAAGCAUUCAAUUGAUAUUGAAGAGGAUAAUGAGCAUGAUGACGAAGACAGCACUACAUCAAAUCAGUCAAAACAAUACGAAGAAAAUUCAGUAAAGAAAAAAAAGAGAAAACGAAGAAGAAAGUCAAAAAAAGAGGCCAAUGCCGGGUCAACUCAAAGUCUUGAACGUCAGCCAAUCUCAAAGAUUUUCUGCGCCCCAACAUUAGCUUCCCCCCAAAAAGAAACUUUCCUUUUUAUAAUUAUCAAGCAACUCUUGUGCUCGUUCGCUCCUUUUGUCUUACUGAGUAUAAACGAUAGUCCUGAGGGACGUAAG
Molecule: messenger RNA, 1044 nt
Organism: Dentiscutata erythropus
Lineage: Eukaryota; Fungi; Glomeromycota; Glomeromycetes; Diversisporales; Gigasporaceae
Source: the annotation of a GenBank genome assembly